Molecule: messenger RNA, 3722 nt
Organism: Amphibalanus amphitrite
Lineage: Eukaryota; Metazoa; Arthropoda; Thecostraca; Balanomorpha; Balanidae
Product: acetylcholine receptor subunit alpha-like
Exons: 11
Coding region: 559-2148 (529 amino acids)
Biological process (GO): monoatomic ion transmembrane transport; signal transduction; nervous system process
Cellular component (GO): synapse; neuron projection; postsynaptic membrane
Molecular function (GO): transmembrane signaling receptor activity; acetylcholine-gated monoatomic cation-selective channel activity
Source: RefSeq, a predicted model, not a curated record
AGUCUUCCCUGUGCCUCGGCGAUGGGUGGACCGACGGCGCCUCGGAGCAUGGACAGAGGCACAGAUCGUGACCAAGAGAGCUGACCGGACGAGCGCCGCCGCAGAAAGAGUGAGCGCGUGUGGGUGGAUGUGUUUCAAGCGAGAGCUGUGCUGGAGAGGACGAAACAGACCAGAGUUAUCGUUGACAUAAAGUGGUAAACAAGCUGCAUAAUCAAAGUGUUGAGGUGACUUCGAUUAGAAGUUCGCGGUGUUUAGUCAGCGCAUGGCCUUAGAAUUGACUGGUGUAGUUGCUGAAGAUAGCUUUCAAUAAGUGUCAGCUAAACGGAUAUGGUGAACUACAAGAUUGUAUAGCGACAGACGAAACAAUUUGCAGUAACUCGUUCCUUCAUCCUUGCUGGGUUAAACUUCAGCUUCAGCAAUCCAUCGUCAAGAAAAAAGAGCUUCUUCAACGACAGUACGGCAACGGGUGAAGGCGGUACAUGUGCCACAAGUCACCGCCAUCGUCGCCAUACUCUCCGGUAGCCCGUGUGCCGACAUUCUUUCAGGCCCGGCCUGGCGAUGCAGCCGUCCGUGCUCGCCGUGCUCGCCCUGCUGGCUGUCCUGCCGGCCACCGCCAACCCAGACGCUUCCCGGCUCUAUGACGACUUGCUAUCCAACUACAACAAGCUGGUGCGGCCCGUGGUGAACACAACUGAUGUGCUGCAGGUCUUCAUCAAACUCAAGCUCUCCCAACUCAUUGAUGUGAACCUGAAGAGUCAAAUUAUGACAACCAACCUGUGGGUAAAACACGCAUGGUACGACUACAAGCUGACCUGGUCACCUGAUCACUACGGCGGAGUGGAGAUGCUGCACGUGCCCUCCGACCACAUCUGGAGACCCGACAUUGUGCUCUAUAACAACGCCGACGGCAAUUUCGAGGUGACCCUGGCCACGAAGGCUACCCUCUACUAUAACGGGCUGGUGGAAUGGGAGCCGCCGGCCAUCUACAAGUCCUCGUGCGAGAUCGACGUCGAGUACUUCCCGUUCGACGAGCAGACGUGCGUUAUGAAGUUUGGCAGCUGGACCUACGACGGGUUUCAGGUGGAUCUGCGUCACUUUGACGAGAUCGAGGGCCAGGAUCUGGUGAAGAGAGGGGUGGAUCUGUCCGAGUUCUACAUGUCUGUGGAGUGGGACAUACUGGACGUCCCAGCAGUCAGGCACGAGAAGUUUUACACUUGCUGUGAUGAGCCGUACCUGGACAUAACGUUCAACAUUACCAUGAGGAGGAAGACGCUGUUCUACACGGUCAACCUCAUCAUCCCCUGCAUGGGAAUCUCAUUUCUCACCGUUCUCACAUUCUAUCUGCCCUCCGACAGUGGAGAAAAGGUGACGCUGUCCAUCUCCAUUCUCAUCAGUCUGCACGUGUUCUUCCUGCUGGUCGUGGAGAUCAUCCCGCCGACGUCACUGGUCGUCCCGCUGCUCGGAAAAUACCUCAUAUUCGCAAUGAUACUCGUAUCAAUAAGUAUCGUGGUGACCGUGCUGGUGCUGAACGUGCACUGGCGGUCACCGCAGACCCACCGAAUGGCGCCCUGGGUGCGGAGGCUCUUCAUCCAGCUGCUGCCCCGCCUGCUGGUCAUGCGGCGACCGCGGAAACCUCCCAAAAGCGGCUGGCGGCCGGGGGAGCCUCUGCCCGGCUGUAGCUCGGUGCGGAACUCAUCCACCGGUAACCUGACGGGCUCUCAGUCGCUCUCCUCCGUCGAGGGGAUUCAACUGUGCGCAGAGAGGCACUAUUCAGAGUCGGUCAUCAACCCGUCGUGCCAGGUGCACGGCGGAGAGGCGAGCGACUGGAGCCCCCUCUGUGACCGGGUGCCUGUUCUCGGUAACCGGUCGCGCCUCGGGCUGGCCGGCUGCUCACAGGAGAUCCAUCGGGUCAGCUGGUGUGUCAACUUUAUCGCCGAGAACACCAAGAACAAGGAAGAUCAGCUGGCUGUGCGCGAGGACUGGAAGUACGUGGCGAUGGUGCUGGACCGGCUGUUCCUCUGGGUGUUUCUGCUGGCUGUGGUGGUCGGCACGGCUGGUAUCAUCCUCCAGGCGCCGUCUCUGUACGACGACCGGGUCGCACUCGACCUCAAAUACUCAGAGAUUGGGCGGUUCCGGCGGAGAAAGUGAGAUGACAGCGCCACUGGCGGACGAUAUAGGAAGCUGUGCUUUGUGCUGGCGCUCGUCAAGGGAUAUGGCGAUGGUUGUUGAGGUGCAGCGUAGGACUGAAAAUGGUCUGUGAAUUGUGACAAGAGUAGGUUUAUGAGUGAGGUUAUGCAUGCCAGUGCUCGUGAUUGGACUGGAUACUUUAUUGAUGAAUAGCAAUUUGAUGAAGUCAGCAAUGACACCUUUGUUAUUCCUGCAUGUAGCGAAAACAAAACUUUGUGUGGGCAAGGAGACACGAGAGUGUUAUGGACGUAACUUGCCGGUGUAUAUUAACAUGGUCAUAAUUAUCCUAUUUAUAUUGUAUAAUUACUGGGAUAUACGGUACAACUAGUAGUCAUAUAAUAUCAAAUUUACUUCAAAAAAAGCAUUUGCAUGAAGUGCACCGACAACAAUUCGCAGGUUAUCCCUUCUCUGUCAGUUACUUAGGUAUGCAUUUAUACCGAUAAAUUAUUUAUAUGUUUACUAUAAAUUGUUCACGGUUGAUGUUUUUAGCAGGGUAUAAACUAUAGACAUUCAUUGCAAUUUAGGCACAGGAGCAUUUACUCAAUCGAUACUAUACAUGUUGAUUUUGUUAUAAAUUCAUCACCGGUUUGACGUUUACACCUUCUUGGGCAUGAAGUCAAGCGCGUUUUGUCAACAUGUCUCAGCUGAGAUAGCGCGAAAUGCCUGUGGAGUUUUCCGUGAAUUGCAGAUAUUAUUAUUUUUAGACUGCCAACCUGUCUAGCAUUCGUGAUACACAAAUAAUUCAUUUCAAGCAUUCCGAAGGAUGGUUCCCAUGGACUUGUACAGCCCACCGAUAAAGUAAUGUGUGGUUUUACCAAUCUCAACGGAUGGCUUUGACCGACUAUUUUUAAAUGCGGACUGAUUGAAAAGAAGACGUCAAUAGAUAACGUUGUAGCUGGCAGCUGCAAGGGUGAAGAUACAUUAAGCAACAUUUAAAGUCUCGUUGCAGUCUGGCUGAUCGUUCCUAGGCUUCAGAAGCAGAACAUACCCAUGACUGAAACCACACAUUACUUCUGCUGUGGACUGUACCAUGUCAGUCACUCCCCGUUCAUUUCUACGCGUGUUGAAAUGUGCUCAAAUGUCCAUGUAUCCAUAGGAGUCAGAGAUUCGAGACCCUAUCAAUCUUCCCACCAUCAAUACAGUGCAGCGCUGAGGGCGCAACACCUGUCGAGAGGUUGGCAAGCAUGGUAUCUGAAACUCACGCUAGCAUUAGUCCCUCGUGGUAUGGCCGUCUUUCGAGCGUGUCGUCCCACCACAUUGAUAUGCGUCGCUACGGUGACGCGUUGUGACGCUGUGCGCCGCUACUGUGGCAAGUUGUGACGCUGCGUACCACUGCUGUGACGCACUGUGACACUGUGCGGCCAUGGUGGCGCCGUCACUGCGUUACGUCUGUGUGACGCAAGUAUUCAUUGCGAAAAUGUGACGUCUGCUCCCGUGAUGCGUCUCAGUAGAGAGAAUGUUAUGCGUUCAAUGAACGUUUGCGAGGAUAGAUGAGUAACGGAUCCGACGCAUGACAAUAAACUGACAAGUGACAA